This is a messenger RNA of Umbelopsis ramanniana AG, 1355 nucleotides long. RefSeq lists its product as uncharacterized. Gene Ontology annotation, molecular function: RNA methyltransferase activity; O-methyltransferase activity. The coding region runs from base 72 to 1151 and encodes 359 amino acids. The record is from RefSeq and is a predicted model, not a curated record. The transcript is spliced from 3 exons. NCBI's taxonomy places the organism in Eukaryota, Fungi, Mucoromycota, Umbelopsidomycetes, Umbelopsidales, Umbelopsidaceae. Gene Ontology annotation, biological process: piRNA processing; RNA methylation; siRNA processing. Gene Ontology annotation, cellular component: nucleus; cytoplasm.
CGGCCAAGGAUCACCAGUUUUCCAUUUUUGCCCCUACCUUCUAGUAUUUUUCCUAGAUCGGUCGCGGCUCCAUGACAAGCGAUAAGAUCGAGCCAAUAUUCAAUCCGAGUCUUUGGAGACAACGUCGGACAUUCUUGCUGAGAAUAUUAAGUGAACAUUGUGUAAAAUCGGUACUGGAUUAUGGUUGCGGUGAAGGCGCCUUAUUAUCCGUUUUGACCUCGCCUGUUGGUUGCGUUGAUGAGAUUGUUCGACUAGCUGGACUAGACAUUUCUAGUGAAGCUCUUGCAUUGUGUGCAGAAGCCUGCGAGCCCAUGAAAAUGGACUACGAUAAUUUGCGAGAAAAAGCAUUAGAUAUCUAUCUAUAUAAAGGAAGUGUAGAUGUUGCAGAUAAGCGGCUGGCCGACUAUGAUGCGAUUGUCUGCUCCGAAGUAAUAGAACAUUUAGAACUCGACGAUGUGGAAAAAAUGUUGACCACCGUCCUCGGUAUCUAUCGACCACGUUUGUUCAUAGUAACUACACCUAAUGCUGAGUACAAUAUCAACUUUCCUAAUUUAAACUAUGGCACUGACGGCACCAAAUUCCGCCAUGAUGAUCAUCGAUUCGAAUGGACCAGGUGCGAAUUUAAUGCAUGGUGUCAACGAGCGGCAGAUAUGUAUGGAUAUCAAGUUGAAUUUUAUGGUAUUGGAAGCAUGAAGCAGCCAAUUGUAACUAAAGACGUGGGCCACUGCACACAAGCAUGUGUUUACCGUCGACUUGAAAAACCGGCUGAUAAACCGGCCUGGGAUGACCGGCAGAGGCACCAGUUAUUUCAACACAUUGCGUUUCCAUGGUACAAUAAGUCAGACAAAGAAGAACAUGAUACAAUCCAAGAAUUGAAUGAGAUCAUUACAAAGCUUACCACUAUCACAUACACAUUACCGAAUUGCGCUUCUCAAGUGCGGACUGAGUGGUGUGAAACAUGGAGCUGGGAUGAAUUAUCGGAAGAAACCCCUCUGCCAUCGCCCCCUAUCGAAGAAAUUACUAUCACCGACAUCAUAAAAGAUAUAUCACCGGAGGAACUAUGGAGCAUGUUGAGAGUGCGUCAAUUAUGUCGAACCAGGGAACGGUUGAGGGAAUUACUCGUCAAAAGAGACAAUAUCGAGAUGCGAUAAUUUUUUUUUGGGUAGUGAGUCAGGUUCCCAUAGUGACUGCUUCGCAUCCGCCAAGCAGGUGCUUCCGAUUUUGCUUUUUGUUUUUAUUUUUUAUUCCUUUCUUUCUUACUUGGGGCAACUUCCACCUAUAAAAACCUCCUUCUAUUACUUUCUCUGUCCGGAAUGACCUGAGGUCCCUAUUCAAUUUUUCAAAUGGAAACAGCU